Messenger RNA from Mycotypha africana, 2057 nucleotides. RefSeq names its product DNA polymerase alpha/epsilon subunit B-domain-containing protein. The coding region runs from base 142 to 1989 and encodes 615 amino acids. The transcript has 7 exons. Gene Ontology annotation, cellular component: alpha DNA polymerase:primase complex. Lineage: Eukaryota; Fungi; Mucoromycota; Mucoromycetes; Mucorales; Mycotyphaceae. Gene Ontology annotation, molecular function: DNA binding. Gene Ontology annotation, biological process: DNA replication; DNA replication initiation. The record is from RefSeq and is a predicted model, not a curated record.
AUUGCGGAGUUAUGCAGUGAUACGCGACAAAAAGCAAAAAUCGGCGCGCUUUUUUAAAAGACGGAACGCCUUUUUUUUGGUGUCUAUUAAAGUGAUGUUGAGCUUUAUUGCCGAACUGUUUUACUGAUCAGUUGCUUUCAAAUGUCUUCCCGUCAACAAAUAGAGAAAGUUUUUAAAUUAUCACAGCCUGACGACAACGAGGUUAUUGCAGCGUUGAGUUCCCUAUGCUCAAGUUUUUCUCUAACACCAGAAACUCUCAAGCACAAAUGGGAAGCCUAUGCUUUAAACACGGGUUGUCCUUUAAAACCUUCGGUUGCAUAUAUCAAAUUUUUGAAAAAGUCUUUACAGAGAGAUUUCGACAGGAACCUGAAGACUAGACGAACAGCAACUGGUAGGCUGCCGGUGAAACGUUCUAGUACAAUGGAUCUGUCAGAAUAUGGCUUAACAAUGGAUAGCCAAGAAGAUGCAAUUGAGAGUUUUGUCUCGCAUGGAACCUUUAAACAAAAGAAAGUAGUACCUUUAACUUCCUCUGCAGUAUCUGUAUCUGAUACUCAAUUAUCACAAUCCUCUAGUAAAUUUAUUACACGAAAGCAGUCGCAUAUUGUCGAAAAUCAAUAUAAUCCCCAAUUGCCCGCACGAAAACCAUUACAACAGCACGAGCCACAGCAGACAACUCCAAUUGAUGUGCAAAUCCUUCAGUCUAUUCAACCAUAUCGAUUCAUGUUUGAAAAAGCUCGUGAGAAAACGGAUAACCUCGAUGAACAAUUAGAAUACGUGGGCCAACUCAUAUUAGAAACCCAUUCGGAGGAAAUAGAAGCUUAUGCUAAUCCCACGAAACCCAGUCAAGAAUCUAUUUACGCCUUUGGUCGAAUUUGCCUUGAUCCCUCAUUAAAUGAAUCGGAAAAAUUGAGUGAGAAGACAAUCAUGUUACAAACAUCCAGAGAGUUAGGUAUGGGCAAAUUGGUGCCCUUAAACCUAUCAAGAAUUGAACAAUAUUCUUUGUUCCCUGGGCAAAUCGUGGGUGUUAAAGGUACUAAUCCAAACGGUUCUAUCUUUCAUGCGGAAAAGAUAUUUUAUCCUUCUGUGCCAGAAAGACUGGAUGUUGGCAAUCCUGAUAAUUUACUUACGUUUGAGAGUAUGGACACGGAUAAUGAUGAAAGUAAUGAUCAAGCAGAUAUACCAAAACAACAACCAUUAGAAAUGAUCGUAGCAUCAGGGCCUUUCACCUUGAACGAUGACUUAUCUUUUCAACCGUUGGAAGCUCUCCUUUCUAUGUGUUUAAAAAGUAAGCCUGAGUUCAUCCUGCUGAUGGGUCCCUUUUUGUCUGUUCAGCACGGUAAACUAGCAACUGGCCAAGUGGAAUCUCCCCUGAUUCAAUUGUUUCAAGAACAAGUUGUGGAGCGCUUAUACAAAUUAUUGAAAGAAUGCCCCCGUACUCAAGUGUUUAUUGUACCUCAUGCAUACGAUAUGAUUCAACCUUAUCCCAUUUUUCCUCAACCUGCUUUUACAGAUCUACAACAACAGAAUAUUAUCAAUCAUGAACGAAUUCAUUUGCUGAGUAAUCCCAGCACUAUUCAGUUGAAUGGAGCACAACACACGAUUUCAAUUGGGAAUUUGGACAUCCUUUUCAAGAUAGCCAGAGAAGAAAUAUCAAAAAAUAACGCCACAGACCGAUCAAGCGUCUUUUUCAAACACAUUCUUCAACAGAGAUCGUUCCAUCCGGUAUUUCCAUUCAAAGUAGACGAAAGUUGUAUUAUGGACGCCGAUCAGUUAGUCAAUGUACAAUUAACGUAUAGGCCGGAUAUUUUGAUAUUGCCAUCACAGUUGAAACAUUUUGUUAGAAAUGUGGAAGGGACAGUUUGUAUUAAUCCCGGCAAUUUAUGCAGAGGCAUAACAUCAGGAACUUACUCUAGAGUUUUCUUAUACCCCACAAAACCUACUGCAGCAGAUAGACUUGCAAGUGUACGUGUCGAUUUAUUGAAGUUAUAAGAAGCUCAUGUUGGCAGGGUUAGAUAUGUUGGCUUUUGCGUAUAAAUAUGAUAUGUAUAUAUAUUUUA